AUGGCCGAUGGCGCCUCGAGUACAGAGUGGGAGAUCUCUGCCAAACAAGCCGACGAAGAGCUUCAGAAAAAGAAGCUCCCGAUCCUCUCCGUUGCAUUCAACGGCGAGACUGUGCUCACAAGCUCCUCAAGGCCGACAGUGAAGCUGUGGAGGCUAGGUGAUGAAGGGCUCACUGCUACAGGUGCGCUGGAAGUGCAAGAAGGGCUGAAAGGAGCAGCAGCUGCUCCCAGCUCGCUUGAUGUCUUUCGGGAUAUGGCAGCGAUCUGUACACAGGACGGGAAUGUUCUGCUAUGGGACUUGCGGAACCCCAAGGAAGUCUCAAGUCAGCUGGACCUCAUACAGGGGCAAGGAAGUAUAAUACGCUUUCUACCUGACGGUAAUCGACUGGUCUCCGGUAACAACGUUUCUGGUAGGCUGUCCAUUUGGGAUCUGCGGCAGCAAAGAGUCGAAAGAGAGCUGCCUGUGAAUUCCGUGGGCGCAGAAGUCAAGAACGGUGACGAGGAGAGACCGAGCAAGUCUCGUCGUAGCUUCGUACCGCAAGCUGACAGCCCCAUCACAGCCAUGUGUGCAAGUGGCGACGGUCGGAUGCUAGCUUGCGGGCGGAGUUCAGGGCGAAUCGGUUUGCUUCACUUGGCGACGCUGGACUGGGCAGGCACGGAUCUGCCGGCCCACGUGGGCAGCGCAGUCAGAUCACUCUCCUUCGAGCGAUCCAAGUUUCUUUUCAGUGGCGGUGAUGACCGCAACCUUUGCAUGGUGGAUGCAUCUCGCUGGGUCACUCGCGGCAUUAGGCCGCAGUUGGAAAGAUUUCCUGCCCACCGCGCAAGCAUCACAUGCGUGCGAGCAUGUCCUGACCAUCGACAUCCAGCUUUAGUUUCUACUUCCUUGGACAAGGUGGUCAAGGUUUGGGACUACCGAAGACAAAGAGUUCUGCAAACAUUCUCUUCACACUCCGCAGGUGUAACAAGCAUGGCCUUCGAGCCAGAUGGUCACGUCUUCGUGACGGUUGGGGCCGACGCCAUGAUCUAUGUUUAUGCACCGGUCCACGACGUCGGAGCCGACGUCGGGGCGCCGGCUUCCGGGGCUCCACAGGAGGAUGUCAAGGUCAAGCCUGGAUGA
This is a messenger RNA of Symbiodinium necroappetens, 1116 nucleotides long. The record is from the annotation of a GenBank genome assembly. Lineage: Eukaryota; Dinophyceae; Suessiales; Symbiodiniaceae.